This is a messenger RNA of Pristis pectinata (smalltooth sawfish), 1509 nucleotides long. RefSeq names its product vasohibin 1 (gene vash1). Gene Ontology annotation, cellular component: cytoplasm. Gene Ontology annotation, biological process: regulation of angiogenesis. Bases 1 to 1059 code for a protein of 352 amino acids. The transcript has 7 exons. The record is from RefSeq and is a predicted model, not a curated record. Lineage: Eukaryota; Metazoa; Chordata; Chondrichthyes; Rhinopristiformes; Pristidae.
AUGUCAGGGGGAAGAGGAGAUGGUUCCUUUGUUCGGCGGAGGUCAGCCAGUGUGGGUCCCGUCAGCGUGGAACGGCAUCUGGGGAGAGAGGUGGACCAGGAUGAGGACGGCGACGAGGAGUUCCACGACGGGGUACCUUUCUAUAUAAACCGAGGGGGGCUCCCUGUCGACGAGGCCACCUGGGAUAGGAUGUGGAAGCACGUUGCUAAGAUCCACCCCGAAGGAGAGAAGAUGGUGCAAAGAAUUCGAGGCAUGCCUUACCUCCCCAAGAUUCCAAUACCAUGUGUGCCUACAUUUCAGCUGUCCACGCUUGUCCCCGACCGCCUGGAAGCCAUACAGAGAUACACCAGGGAAUUGCAGUACAAUCACACUGGGACCCAGUUCUUUGAGAUUAAGAAGAAUCGACCUUUAACUGGCCUAAUGGAUCUUGCACGAGAAAUGAUUCGGGAAUCUCUGCCAAUAAAGUGCUUGGAAGCUGUGAUACUCGGGAUUUACCUCACCAACAGUAUGCCGGGAGUAGAGAGAUUCCCCAUCAGUUUCAAAACUCAGUUCUCAGGGAAUUACUUCCGCCACAUCGUGCUGGGGAUCCACUACGCUGGCCGCUUUGGUACGCUGGGCAUGAGCCGCCGUGAGGACCUCAUGUUCAAGCCGCCCGUGUGCAGGACUUUGCUGGACCUCAUCCUAGAGUUUGAGGACUCCUACAAGAAGUGCUGGCACACACUGAAGAAAGUCAAGAUCGGGCAGUACGUGUCCCACGACCCCCACAGCGUGGAGCAGAUCGAGUGGAAGCACUCUGUCCUGGACAUGGAGAAGCUGAGCCGGGAGGAGCUGCGCAAGGAGCUGGAGAGACAUGUCCGUGACAUGCGGCUGAAGGUUGUGAAGGGAGCAGCCAUGCCCUCGUCUCCAACCCGUGAAAGGAAGAAAGACACGUCAUCGCCCCAGCGCAGCCAGUCGAGCCCGCAUCGCAGGAACGGCCGCAGCGAGAGACGGUCUUCAGGAGAGAAGAAAUCCACAGAACAGAAGAGCCUCAGUGACGUGGGUUAUCAGAUCCGAGUGUGAGCAUCCUGCCGCGGACUCCUGUGUAACCCAACCGUGCAGUGGUCUCCACCCUCUCCCGAAGGGCACCCUGUGUGCACUGAACUUCACUCGAUAAGAGCAAAGGAUGCCGUAUAGUAUUUCAAAGUAGCAGUUAACAGUAUUAAAUCAAUUGUAACUUUUUUUAUAUUUUUAUGUUAUUGUUUUCUAAUCUUCAAAGAAACACUGUUCAGUAAAAGGACAGUCAGUGUGAUAGAAACUUUUCAGUGGGGCUGUGAGCUGAGGGGUGACAGUUUUUAUUGCAAGUUAUCCCAUUUCUGUGGGAGUGUUUGAGAUCCUCAUUUAGACAGUGCUGAUCUUGUAGCCUCCCCAUAGAUCUCCAGAAGAUCCAGGGAAUGCUGAGCCUUGCAGGCUAGGAAGGUCCCAACUGUUAUCACUCAUACGCUGAGUUAACGGAUUACAAAUGGGACAUCA